Molecule: messenger RNA, 515 nt
Organism: Frankliniella occidentalis (western flower thrips)
Lineage: Eukaryota; Metazoa; Arthropoda; Insecta; Thysanoptera; Thripidae
Product: acyl-CoA Delta-9 desaturase-like
Exons: 1
Biological process (GO): unsaturated fatty acid biosynthetic process
Cellular component (GO): endoplasmic reticulum membrane
Molecular function (GO): iron ion binding; stearoyl-CoA 9-desaturase activity
Source: RefSeq, a predicted model, not a curated record
UGUGAUAGAAAGAAUAUUUAUUCUGAAAAAAUAAAUAAAUCAGACAUUCCAGAAAACACGUUGACAAAUUUCUCUCCGCAUGCGUCCGUAUUCAGGUCCAUCGCCGCCCGUGAGAACGUGCUGGUGGCGCUGGGCGUCGGCGGCGAGGGCUACCACAACUACCACCACGUGUUCCCCUGGGACUACAAGUCGGGCGAGUUCAGCUACUACGCGUCCAACUACGGCGCCGUCUUCAUCGAGCUGAUGGCGCGGCUCGGGCAGGCCUCGCACCUCAAGUCCGUCAACCACGACAUGGUGCGGGCGCGGGCGCAGCGCACGGGCGACGGCUCGCACCCCGUCUGGGGCUGGGGGGACAAGGACCUCCGCGACGAGGACAAGAGGGUCACCGUCGUCAACUAGGGCCUUAGAGUCGUGUAAGCGAGACUGUGAUAACGUAGGGAAGGAGCUCAACACCCCACAAGAGAACUAACGUGUUUGUACAUAAUGCCAAAUAAAUUAUUGUCUUAAAAAUACGA